This is a messenger RNA of Rattus rattus (black rat), 1504 nucleotides long. Its product is annotated as cGMP-dependent protein kinase 1. Lineage: Eukaryota; Metazoa; Chordata; Mammalia; Rodentia; Muridae. Gene Ontology annotation, molecular function: cGMP-dependent protein kinase activity; ATP binding. Bases 98 to 1225 code for a protein of 375 amino acids. Gene Ontology annotation, biological process: protein phosphorylation. The record is from RefSeq and is a predicted model, not a curated record. The transcript is spliced from 10 exons.
AUCAGAUGGGAGUCUGCUGUCUGGUGUGUUUCUUAGCAGUCUACUAGAUUGUUUGAAUUUACAUUUUUAAGGAUGGCUUUAAAUCACUUCACUAUUAAUGACUGGUUGGCAUCCUUCCCACUUUGCAGAGGACUUAACACUAUCACUCUGGGUUUCCUCUGACAGCUCUUUCAAGCAUUUAAUUGGAGGACUGGACGAUGUCUCUAACAAAGCAUAUGAGGAUGCAGAAGCGAAAGCAAAAUAUGAAGCCGAAGCUGCCUUCUUCGCCAACCUGAAGCUGUCUGACUUCAACAUCAUUGACACCCUUGGAGUGGGAGGUUUCGGACGAGUGGAACUGGUCCAGUUGAAGAGUGAAGAAUCUAAAACAUUUGCGAUGAAGAUCCUCAAGAAACGACACAUUGUGGACACGAGACAGCAGGAGCACAUCCGCUCAGAGAAGCAGAUCAUGCAGGGGGCUCAUUCCGAUUUCAUCGUGAGGCUAUACCGGACAUUUAAAGACAGCAAAUACUUGUACAUGUUGAUGGAAGCUUGCCUAGGUGGAGAACUCUGGACUAUUCUCAGGGAUAGGGGUUCAUUUGAAGACUCGACAACCAGAUUUUACACAGCAUGUGUGGUAGAAGCGUUUGCCUAUCUGCAUUCCAAAGGAAUCAUUUACAGGGACCUCAAGCCAGAAAAUCUCAUCCUAGAUCACCGAGGUUAUGCCAAACUGGUUGACUUUGGCUUUGCAAAGAAAAUAGGAUUUGGAAAGAAAACAUGGACUUUUUGUGGGACUCCAGAAUACGUGGCCCCAGAGAUCAUCCUGAACAAAGGCCAUGACAUUUCUGCUGACUACUGGUCACUAGGAAUUCUGAUGUAUGAGCUUCUGACUGGCAGCCCACCUUUCUCAGGCCCAGAUCCUAUGAAAACCUACAACAUCAUACUGCGGGGGAUUGACAUGAUAGAAUUUCCAAAGAAGAUUGCAAAAAAUGCUGCUAAUUUAAUUAAAAAACUAUGCAGGGACAACCCAUCAGAAAGGUUAGGAAAUUUGAAAAACGGAGUCAAAGACAUUCAAAAACACAAGUGGUUCGAGGGCUUUAACUGGGAAGGCUUAAGAAAAGGCACCUUGACUCCUCCCAUAAUUCCAAGCGUUGCGUCGCCCACGGACACAAGCAAUUUUGACAGUUUCCCUGAGGACGGCGACGAGCCACCGCCUGAUGACAACUCGGGCUGGGACAUAGACUUCUAAUGCAUUUCUCUUACCUGCUUCUGCCUUGCUGAAGACAGCUUCUUUCUCUGAGACACAGCUGCCAGCAAACCUGAGGGAAAGAGAGAAGAUGAGUGCUCGGGGUCACCAUGAUGCCUUUGAUCGAUGCUGCUCCAGUCAGUAACUACAGUGGCAUUAGGACUUAAUGCUUAGACUACGACAGUGCUCUUUUACCUGUUUUAUGUUUGAACCUAAAAUAGCAGUUGACAUGGUGGUCCUGAAGCAAAGCCUUUCACCAGUAAAGCGAUGUUUUCUAUUGUU